CCCCCCCCAGGUUGCUCCCGGGAGCCUCCAAUGCCUUGACCUCUUCCAAUGUCACCUACGGUCCCUUUAGUCUCAGCCCAAACAAAAACUUUAAUGCAGAGGAAAAGCCUGGACUGGUUUCACAGGCCUUUUAAAAAGCGGACUUAAAAGUUGCUGGCAAUGCAUUCCUUGUCAUCCGAGGCGAGGGCAAGCCCUCGCUGAAGUCUGGGUGACCCGUGUCGUUUUCCGGAGCGCAGGGUAGAGCAGCAGGAGCGGCAGCUAGUUUGGCAGGAAAUCUGUCGGAAGAUCAAGAAACUGAGAUAGGAGGUAGGGUGGGCGACUUCCCCAGGAAAAGUUCUGGAGAAGCAUCCAGAGGUGAUCACCAUUUCCUUUAUGUGCGGGAAUCGAGAUGACUUUAGUGUUACUGACCCUUUUACAGCAUCCCUGUGAAUGUUUGUUUUUCUUCUUGGAGAGAAAGAAACUUACUCAGCCCGUGAAAGACACUCAAACUCAAGGAACUGUGGGGUCGCCCCGCAGUUGCAGGACUUCGAAUUGAUCGACCGCGGACAUAAUCGGAACUGCUGUUUACAUGUGUUCACUUGUGUUUGACCUCAAUGUACUGACCCGUGGCGAUUCGGUGAAUGUGAAGUCCCACGCAUGUACUGUUUCCUUCUAAGCCCGCUGACCGUUCUGGAGGAUCUCGAACCCUCUUCUGGAAAGGGGUGCCUAUCAUUACUUUAUGGGGCAGCAGCCUGGAAAAGUUCUUGGGGACCAGAGGAGGCCAAGCUUGCCUGCCCUGCACUUUAUCAAAGGAGCAGGGAAGAAGGAAUCAUCGAGGCACGGGGGUCCGCACUGCAAUGUCUUUGUGGAACACGAAGCCCUUCAGAGGCCAGUAGCGUCUGACUUUGAGCCCCAAGGUCUGAGCGAAGCAGCUCGUUGGAACUCCAAGGAAAACCUUCUUGCUGGUCCCAGUGAAAAUGACCCCAACCUUUUUGUUGCACUGUAUGAUUUUGUGGCCAGUGGGGAUAACACCCUAAGCAUCACUAAAGGUGAAAAGCUCCGGGUUUUAGGCUACAACCACAAUGGGGAAUGGUGUGAGGCCCAAACCAAAAAUGGCCAAGGGUGGGUCCCAAGCAACUACAUCACGCCGGUCAACAGUCUGGAGAAACAUUCCUGGUACCACGGGCCCGUGUCCCGCAACGCCGCCGAGUACCUGCUGAGCAGCGGGAUCAACGGCAGCUUCUUGGUGCGGGAGAGCGAGAGCAGCCCUGGCCAGAGGUCCAUCUCGCUGAGAUACGAAGGGAGAGUGUACCACUACAGGAUCAACACUGCUUCUGAUGGCAAGCUCUACGUCUCCUCAGAGAGCCGCUUCAACACUUUGGCGGAGUUGGUUCAUCAUCACUCGACUGUGGCGGACGGGCUCAUCACCACUCUCCAUUACCCGGCCCCCAAGCGCAACAAGCCCACCGUCUACGGCGUGUCCCCCAACUACGACAAGUGGGAGAUGGAGCGCACGGACAUCACCAUGAAGCACAAGCUGGGAGGCGGCCAGUACGGAGAGGUGUACGAGGGCGUGUGGAAGAAAUACAGCCUGACGGUGGCCGUGAAGACCUUGAAGGAGGACACCAUGGAGGUGGAAGAGUUCUUGAAAGAAGCCGCAGUGAUGAAGGAGAUCAAGCACCCCAACCUCGUGCAGUUGCUGGGGGUCUGCACCCGGGAGCCCCCGUUCUAUAUAAUCACUGAGUUCAUGACCUAUGGGAACCUGCUGGAUUACCUGCGGGAGUGUAACCGGCAGGAGGUGAAUGCUGUGGUGCUGCUGUACAUGGCCACGCAGAUCUCGUCAGCCAUGGAGUACCUGGAGAAGAAGAACUUCAUCCACAGAGAUCUUGCUGCCCGAAACUGCCUGGUAGGGGAGAACCACUUGGUGAAGGUGGCUGAUUUCGGCCUGAGCAGGUUAAUGACAGGGGAUACGUACACAGCCCACGCCGGGGCCAAGUUCCCCAUCAAGUGGACAGCGCCAGAAAGCCUGGCCUACAACAAGUUCUCCAUCAAGUCCGACGUCUGGGCGUUUGGAGUACUGCUUUGGGAAAUUGCUACCUACGGUAUGUCACCUUACCCAGGAAUUGACCUGUCCCAGGUAUACGAGCUGCUAGAGAAAGACUAUCGCAUGGAACGCCCGGAAGGCUGCCCAGAGAAGGUCUACGAACUCAUGCGAGCAUGUUGGCAGUGGAAUCCCUCCGACCGGCCCUCCUUUGCUGAAAUCCACCAAGCCUUUGAGACCAUGUUCCAAGAGUCCAGCAUAUCAGAUGAAGUGGAAAAGGAACUGGGGAAAAAAGGUGUCCGAGGGGUUGCGAGUACUUUGCUGCAGGCCCCAGAGCUGCCCACCAAGACGAGAACGUCCAGGAGAGCCGCGGAGCACAAAGACCCCACUGAGGUGCCCGAGAUGCCCCACUCCAAGGGCCCAGGAGAGACCGAUCCUCUCGACCACGAGCCCCCUGUGUCUCCACUGCUCCCUCGAAAAGAACGAGGUCCCCAGGAUGGCGGCCUGAAUGAGGACGAGCGCCUUCUUCCCAAAGACAAAAAGACCAACUUGUUCAGUGCCUUGAUCAAGAAGAAGAAGAAAACGGCCCCAACGCCCCCGAAACGCAGCAGCUCCUUCCGGGAGAUGGACGGCCAGCCCGAGCGCAAGGGGGCCGGCGAGGAAGAGGGCCGAGAAACCAGCAACGGGGCGCCGGCUCUCACACCCUUGGACGCAGCCGAGCCAGCCAAGUCCCCAAAGCCCAGCAGCGGGGCUGGCGUCCCCAACGGAGCCUUCCGGGAGUCCGGGGGUGCAGGCUUCCGGUCUCCCCACCUGUGGAAAAAGUCCAGUACGCUGACCAGCAGCCGCCUAGCCGCCGGCGAGGAGGAGAGUGGCAGCAGCUCCAGCAAGCGCUUCCUGCGGUCCUGCUCGGCCUCCUGCGUGCCCCACGGAGCCAGGGACACCGAGUGGAGGUCCGUCACACUGCCUCGGGACCUGCAGUCCACGGGCAGGCAGUUCGACUCGUCCACGUUUGGAGGGCACAAAAGCGAGAAGCCGGCUCUGCCUCGGAAGCGGGCGAGUGAGAACAGGUCCGACCAGGCGACCAGAGGCACGGUGACUCCCCCACCCAGGCUGGUGAAAAAGACCGAGGAGGCAGCCGAUGAGGUCUUUCGAGACGCGGGGGAGUCCAGCCCGGGCUCCAGCCCCCCAAGUCUGACUCCAAAACUCCUCCGCAGGCAGGUCACGGGGGCUCCUUCCUCUGGCCUUCCCCACAAGGACGAGACCGCCAAGUCCGGUGCCUUGGGGACACCUGUCGCAGCUGAGCCGGUGCCCCCCGCCAGCAGAGCAGGGCCGGGUGUGUCCGGAGGGACCGGCAAGGCCCCCGCCGAGGAGCCCAGAGCGAGGAGGCACAAGCCUUCCUCCGAGUCCCCAGGGAGAGACAAGGGGAAACUGUCCAAGCUCAAACCUGCCCCACCGCCCCCGCCGCCGCCGGCCUCCGUGGGGAAAGCCGGGAAGCCCGCUCAGAACCCGACCCAGGAAGCGGCCGGGGAGGCCAGCACUGGCGGGAAAAUGAAAGCGGCGGCUGUGGUCGUGGAUGCUGUGAACAGUGACGCCAUCAAGCCCAGUCCGCUGGGAGAGGGCGUCAAAAAGCCCACGCUCCCAUCCGUGCCAAAGCCGCAGUCGUCCAGCAAGCCAGCGGGGGCCCCAGCCGGGGCGGCGCCCGCCCCCUCCACAUUGCCAUCAGCAGCCUCCGCCCUGGCCGGGGACCAGCCCGCGUCUACUGCCUUCAUCCCUCUCAUAUCGACCCGCGUCUCUCUUCGGAAAACCCGCCAGCCUCCGGAGCGGAUCGCCAGCGGCACCAUCACCAAGAGCGUGGUCCUGGACGGCACCGAGGCCCUGUGCCUGGCCAUCUCCAAGAACUCCGAGCAGAUGGCCAGCCAUAGCGCCGUGCUGGAAGCCGGCAAAAACCUGUACACGUUCUGCGUGAGCUAUGUGGAUUCCAUCCAGCAGAUGAGGAACAAAUUCGCCUUCCGCGAGGCCAUCAACAAACUGGAGAAUAAUCUCCGGGAGCUUCAGAUCUGCCCGGCGACAGCAGGGAGUGGCCCGGCGGCCACUCAGGACUUCAGCAAACUCCUCAGCUCCGUGAAGGAGAUCAGUGACAUCGUACAGAGGUAGCAGAAGCCGGGCAUGAGCCGCCUGCAGUGCGUGAAGGCUUCCCCGUGCCUGCGACAGUGGCCGACACCAGACCAGUGAGUUGGGACCUUGGCCCGGGAGCGCUGCGCCACACGGAGCCAAGGGCCACUGUGGAACACAGCCUGACUACCUGUGUUUUGUGCCAACUGUCCCGCACUUCCCCCUCCCCCAGCCCGAGCUCCCUGAGUCGCCUCUGUCCCGAGUUCUAUCUGUGGAGUUCCUGCUCUGUGGACUCCGGUCGGCCCGCCGGCCUCCUCCCCACGUAGUGCUCCAGAACUGAGCUCUUCCGGCCAGGGGUGAAAGCAGAUGAGCAUAUUUCCUUUCUGCUGGUCUUUCUGGAGGCCCACCUCUGGGGAUGCCUUCUCCUCCGCUUCCCGCAGGAAACGAGCGCCCUGCACGGGAGCCUUGUCACUGAGGCCCGAGGAACUGUCCUCCCCACCUACCCCAUGGGGGGGAGCCGGCGCAGAAGACCCGUCUCCAGAACUACAUCCUGGGAAGCGCUUGCCAGCUGGUCACUCUGCCCUCCGUUGCCGCCGGGGGCUGGUGCCCUCACAUUGCCUCGCGUGAAGGACAGCUCUUGAUUUGGGGGGUGAAACGGGGUGCUAAAACCAGCCGGCCCUUGGGUCCUUGCUGUCUUGUGGCACUGCUCGGCCUGGAUGGAAAGCUGGAGUCUGAAGGGUAGGAGGGUCGCGGUCCGGCGUGCAGGGUCAGGGGAGGCAGGCAGGGUGGCUGGCUGGGGCAACAGCUGGUACCCAGAUGGCCUGGGGCUGGGCCCAGCCUACCUUCUUUUCAGGCUUCCAGGUGCCCAGAGAAGGCACUUGGUCUUGAUUUCUGACCGGUCUCCUUCUCCUCCCUUGUACUCCUCUGAGACCAAGUAGAUUCAUGCAGAGCUCUUUCCUGUGUGACAAGCCAACCUUUAGUUUUCCGGAGCAUUUCAUGGCUCUGAGCUCAGCCCAGUCGCCUCCGGCACAGAAGGACCGGCCGCUGGCGCGCAGGAGGAGGAGGACUGUGGCACCAAAGCCCCAACCGUUGCUGGCUGUGUGCUAAGAGGCCAAUGUCCUGUUGAAUCGCCACGAGCAACAACACGCAGCCCACUGUUUCUGCUGGGGUUUUCAGGGAUGGAGAAAACCACAAACGGAUGAAGCCCAGGAAGUGUCUCCAAGAGCAGGCCUCGGUCUCCUCUCCCCAGGCUGCCCAGGACCAGGCUCUCCAGCCAGGGGCCCAGGCCGCCUUGACCUUGACCUAGAGCAGCUGCUGAAGGAGGGGGGCAGGCACCUGCCUGGGCCUCCUGCCGGGCCCAGGCGCGACCACCUUCCACCCCCAUACCCCCGUGACCUCACACCGGCCUCAUCACCCAAACUUGCUCUUUAUUCCUCUGGUAGAGAUGGUUCCCUCUGCAUCGAUUUGUGCUGUCCUCACAGCUCAUCACCUCUUUGCCCCCUCCCCCCACCCCCCAGACUUCUGUGUCACACAGACUGAGGGAGGUGCUAGAACACCACCAGCGGCCUUGCAGACAAAGCAAAACCGACCCCACCCAGGUCCCCUCGACCGCCUCUUUCUAUAAGGUACUGAUUUUUUUUUUGUUCACAUGACGUGCCACUAUAUUUUGCAUUUAUAUCUUGGUAUUACACCCUUUUAUAGACUUGGUCUUUUAUAAAUGACAUGUAAAUAGUUUUCCACUAUUUUCCCGUCUCAAAUGCCUAUGGUGUCUUUUUUUUUUUUUUUUUUUUUGGUCCAGUACAUUUUGUUUCUGUAUAUGACUCUGUGUUUUGAAUCCACAUCUCUCCGUAGUAUUUUUUAAAUAAAUGUUUACAAUGUUA
Molecule: messenger RNA, 6012 nt
Organism: Herpailurus yagouaroundi (jaguarundi)
Lineage: Eukaryota; Metazoa; Chordata; Mammalia; Carnivora; Felidae
Gene: ABL1
Product: ABL proto-oncogene 1, non-receptor tyrosine kinase
Exons: 11
Coding region: 719-4174 (1151 amino acids)
Biological process (GO): protein phosphorylation
Molecular function (GO): non-membrane spanning protein tyrosine kinase activity; protein binding; ATP binding
Source: RefSeq, a predicted model, not a curated record